AUGAUGAAACUGUGUAUUGCUAAGCAUGGAGACCCUUUUACUGAUGGAGAUUUUAUAAAAGCACCUUUCCUAGAGUACUCUGAGGUGUUAUUUGAUGGCAUAUCAAACAAACACGUUAUCAUCUCAUGGAUAAAAGACAUGGCUGUCUCAGCUAAAACCGUGGAGAGACGUAUUUCUGAAGUGGCUGAUAACGUAAGUCAGCAGCAAAUGGUUGCUUUAACAAGUGCACCUGUGUUCAUUGUGGCCCUGGAUGAAAGCGUGGAUAUCAGUGGCAUCCCCCACAUGGCUGUUUUUGCCAGGUAUAGUGACAAAGAGGUACCCAAGGAGCUGUGUUGUCUUAAACCUAUGUAUGGCACCACCAAGGGAGAAGACAUACUGAAGGCGUUCACUGACCAUUUUGAGAACAGAGGGGUAGACAUAGGAAAGAUUUUUGCCAUUACAACAGGGGUGCUCCUGCUAUGGCAGGAAAAAAAGGGGGGUUUUACUAAGAUGGUUGAGGAUAAAAUUGGGCACCCCAUUCUGAAAUUCCACUGCAUAGUUCAAGAAAAUUUAUGUGCCAAGAUCUCGAGCUCUGAUCUCAACAAGGUGAUGGCUACUGUUACAAAAGUAGUAAUUUUUCUUGUUGCACACUCUUCUCUUACACACAGGCAGUUUCAAGCUUUCCUUGAAGAGGUGGACAGUGUGAACAAAGAUAUACCCUUGCACUGCAGUGUUAGGUGUUAA
Molecule: messenger RNA, 723 nt
Organism: Macrobrachium nipponense
Lineage: Eukaryota; Metazoa; Arthropoda; Malacostraca; Decapoda; Palaemonidae
Product: protein FAM200C-like
Exons: 1
Coding region: 1-723 (240 amino acids)
Source: RefSeq, a predicted model, not a curated record